CUCCCGGUCCCCAGCCAUGACGACGUCGGCGCUGCGCCGCCAGGUGAAGAACCUCGUGCACAACUACUCAGAGGCGGAGAUCAAGGUGCGAGAGGCCACCAGCAAUGACCCCUGGGGCCCGCCCAGCUCGCUCAUGGCUGAGAUCGCCGACCUGACUUUCAGCACGGUGGCCUUCGCCGAGGUCAUGGGCAUGCUGUGGCGGCGGCUCAACGACAGCGGCAAGAACUGGCGGCACGUGUACAAGGCGCUCACGCUGCUGGACUGCCUGCUCAAGACGGGCUCGGAGCGCGUGGCCCGCCAGUGCCGCGAGAACCUCUACACCAUCCAGACGCUCAAGGACUUCCAGUACAUCGACCGCGACGGCAAGGACCAGGGCGUCAACGUGCGUGAGAAGGUCAAGCAGGUCAUGGCCCUGCUCAGAGACGAGGAGCAGCUGCGGCAGGAGCGCGCGCACGCCUUCAAGACGAGGGCGCGCAUGGCGCUGGAGGGCGUGGGUGGCGGCACAAGAGGCUCCCCUUCUUCGUGCACCUCUGCUGCCUCAUCCCCCCGCUAUGCCUCGGACCUGGAGCAGGCAAGGCCCCAGACAUCAGGAGAAGAGGAGCUGCAGCUGCAGCUGGCGCUGGCCAUGAGCCGCGAGGAGGCUGAGAAGCCGGUCCCCCCAGCCUCCCACAGGGACGAGGACCUGCAGCUGCAGCUGGCCCUGCGCCUGAGCCGGCAGGAGCAUGAGAAGGAGGUGCAGUCCUGGAGAGGAGAGGACUCCCCGGUGGCCAGUGGUCCACGGGCCUCUGCUUGCCAUCGGAGGGACAGAGAUCCAGGGAGAGAGGAGAGAAAAGAGAAGCCGAAAACCGGCCAGCCCUCCAUCCUGGACUUGGCCGACAUCUGUGUUCCCACCCCGGUGCCGCCCUCCACGCGCUGCUCUGCUGACCCGUGGGACAUCCCAGGUCUCAGGCCGAGCACAGAGCCCAGUGGCUCCUCCUGGGGGCCUUCUGCAGACCCCUGGUCUCCGGUCCCCUCGGGAAACAUGCUGUCCCGAAGCCAGCCUUGGGACUUGCUUCCUACACUCUCUUCCUCGGAGCCUUGGGGCAGGACCCCAGUGCUGCCUGCCCGACCCCGCGUCACAGACCCCUGGGCACCAGACUCUCCUCACCACCCACUCUCCAGCUUGGGGGCCGACCCUUGGGGGGCCUCCACGGAGCCCUUUGACACACCUGCUGUAGGUGGUGUCUCAACCUUCGACCCCUUUGCCAAAACCCCAGAACCCACAGAGACCAAGGCAGAGCUGCAGGGUGCCCAGGCCAUGUCCUCUGGGAAGCCCAGCAGCCCCAUGGAUCUGGACCCGUUCGGAGAGCCCAGCCCCAGUUCCAAGCAGAAUGGCACAAAGGAGCCCGAUGCCUUCAGUCUGGGGGUUCUGGGGGAAGUGCUCUCACCUGCGCCCCACAGUACGGAGGCCCAUGCCCGCCGCACCCCAGAGUCCUUCCUGGGCCCCUCGGCCUCUUCCCUGGUCAACCUUGAUUCGCUGAUCAAGGUACCACAGGCUGCAAAAACCCGGAACCCCUUCCUGACAGGUCUCAGCGCUCCAUCCUCCACCAACCCAUUUGGUGCAGGCGAGCAGGUUGCACCCACCCUGAACCAGAUGCGCACCGGAUCGCCUGUGCCCAUCAUACCCAUGGGGGUGUCCCUGGGCUCCAUGACCUACAGCGCCUCCUUGCCCCUCCCGCUUAGCAGCGUCCCGGUGGGCAGGACCCUCCCUGCCUCGGCCAGUGCCUUCCCACAGGCUGGUGCCUAUAACCCACUGGCCCCGAGCCUGCCGCCGCCUCUGCUGCCCACGUCCAGCUUGGCUGGGUCGCUGCAGGAGUCCCGGCAGAUGGACACCAACCCCUUCCUCUGAUUGACUCGAUGGCGACAACAAGGAGCCCCCCUCUUCCGGCCUGGGCAGUGCUUGUAAAGAUUGAGCACUGAUUGGACUUCUUGGACUGCAGAGAGCUCCUGAAGUUAGAGAUGAACCUCCUUCGCCGGAGCUGAGACCACACCCCCACAAUAAAGACUGGAACCCAGGUCCUCAGCUCUUACCAAGUGGACUUUUUGCCCGCUGUGGCAGCUAGGUCAGGACCACAGCACAGAUCACCCGCUGCAGAGGAAGUGAUUCCUCCACAAUCUGGAGUGCACAGAUACUCCCAUUUUCCUUACAGCGCCACCUCUACUCCUCUCAGCCUGGCGCCUCUGCUUCCAGAUGCUCCUGGGCUGUUGGGCAUUGGGGUAGUCAACAGCCAAGGGCAGCAGGCACUUGUUUUAUGUAUUGCACACUCAUUAGUAGGCUAAGCAC
Messenger RNA from Fukomys damarensis (Damara mole-rat), 2323 nucleotides. RefSeq names its product epsin 3 (gene Epn3). Gene Ontology annotation, cellular component: endosome; clathrin vesicle coat; plasma membrane. The coding region runs from base 17 to 1888 and encodes 623 amino acids. Gene Ontology annotation, molecular function: phospholipid binding; clathrin binding. The transcript has 9 exons. Gene Ontology annotation, biological process: endocytosis. Lineage: Eukaryota; Metazoa; Chordata; Mammalia; Rodentia; Bathyergidae. The record is from RefSeq and is a predicted model, not a curated record.